UGCUCUGAGAGUGCUGGAGCCAAACUCACUGCUGUCUGACUGCCACGUGGCCUGUUAUUUAUCCUUGUGAAACAGCGGAAUUGUUUGAAAGGGGAGAAGGGACGGCAACAACGUCAAGGUAGCAUUAGAGUCUAGGGCUUAAGACACUGGUUUAAUGGUGAAGAUCAAAGCCUGUCGCGGUCAAAGAGAUUCAGGGAAGAGGGGGACCCCAUCACAAAGUGCAGUACCGUUUCCAAGAGCAGCCAGAUGGAGGAGAAGCCGUCCACCAGGAAAGGUCCGGGUUUCUGCUCCCUGCGCUACGGGCUGGCUGUCAUCAUGCACUUCUCAAACUUCACCCUGGUGACGCAGCGCGUGAGCCUCAGCAUCGCCGUCAUCGCCAUGGUGAACGGGACCCGGCACACAGCUCUGUCCAACGUCUCCGCAGCGGAACCUGCGGCUGACGCCCUUGAGGACCCCGGCAGACCCAUCCAGGAGUUCAACACAAGGACCUCCGUGUACACGUGGAGCCCAGAGACGCAGGGUGUCAUCUUCAGCUCCAUCAGCUAUGGCAUAAUACUGACUCUCAUCCCAAGCGGGUACUUAGCGGACAUAUUCGGCGCGAAGCAGAUGCUGGGGGCCGGUCUGCUGACGUCCUCCCUCCUCACGCUCUUCACACCCCUGGCUGCUGACCUUGGAGUGACCCUGCUCGUUGCCAUCCGGACACUCCAAGGCGUGGCCCAGGGAAUGGCGUGGACAGGUCAGUUUACAAUCUGGGCCAAAUGGGCCCCCCCACUGGAACGAAGCAAGCUCACCAGCGUUGCGGGGUCAGGGGCAGCGUUUGGGUCCUUCAUCAUCCUCUGUGUCGGGGGACUCAUCUCCCAGGCCUUGGGCUGGCCUUUCAUCUUCUACAUCUUCGGUGGCAUCGGCUGUGUCUGCUGCCUGCUGUGGUUCACUGUGAUUUAUGACGACCCCAGGCAUCACCCAUGCAUAAGUGUCAGGGAAAAGGAAUACAUCGUGUCCUCGCUCGCUCAGCAGCCCACGUCUCCUAGACGAUCUGUCCCCAUAAAGGCUAUGGUCAGAUGCCUACCACUCUGGGCCAUUUUCACGGGGUUUUUCAGCCAUUUCUGGUUAUGCACCAUCAUCAUAACGUACCUGCCGACGUACAUCAGUUCUGUGCUCCAUGUUAGCAUCAGAGAUAGCGGCCUUCUGUCCUCCCUGCCUUUUGUUGCCGCCGCAAGUUGUACGAUUCUGGGAGGUCAGUUGGCAGAUUUCCUGCUGUCCAGGAAUCUUCUCCGAUUAAUCACCGUUAGGAAACUUUUCUCGUCCCUCGGGCUGCUCCUCCCGUCACUCUGUGCCGUGGCCCUGCCUUUCGUGGCUUCCAGUCACGUGACCACCGUUAUCCUGCUCAUACUCAUUCCUGGGACCAGCAACCUGUGUGACUCGGGGUUCAUCAUCAACACCUUAGAUGUUGCCCCCAGAUACGCAAGCUUCCUCAUGGGGAUCUCCCGGGGAUUCGGGCUCAUGGCUGGCAUCAUCUCCUCCACGGCCACCGGCUUCCUCAUCAGUCAGGAUUCUAUGUCUGGCUGGAGGAACGUCUUUUUCCUGUCUGCUGCUGUCAACAUGUUUGGCCUGGUUUUUUACCUCACGUUUGGGCAAGCAGAAAUCCAGGACUGGGCCAAAGAGCGGACCCUCACCCGCCUCUGAGGACGCAGAGCUGCAGACUUAAAUGGAGACCCGACCACUAACUUUUCAGCAUUUUUUACUUGUUGUUCUUUCUUCAUAGUCUGCACCACAGGCUAAGCAGGUCUCCACUACAGUGUGUGUUAGACUUUCCUGGGAAAUCUCUAAAGCAAACGGACUCAUGGGCCCCAGAGAUUCUGAAUGAACUGGUGUGGGGUGGCUCCCAGACACCACCAGUGGUCAGACACGUCCCAAGGUUUCUAACAAACAGCCACGGGUGACCACUGCUGGACAAGCAUGAAACACCAAUUCCCGUUGCCUUUGAGUUUUCCUCUUUGGAAAGUGCUGGAUGAAUAAAAAUCUAUAUGAGGAUCAUCACGGAGAAGUACCUUCGAGGGGCGAUUAUAAACCCAGAGACGAUGUGCUGGGAACUGCAAGCCUGUGUUAGAGAGCUCAGCACAGAAUUUCAAAGCUGUAAUCCACACAAUUAACAUUUUUAUUAUUUUUUUAUACAUUGUGAAACUUGGAUGUUUAUUUAUGUGGGUGAAAUUCUAUUAAA
This is a messenger RNA of Rhinolophus ferrumequinum (greater horseshoe bat), 2218 nucleotides long. RefSeq names its product solute carrier family 17 member 2 (gene SLC17A2). NCBI's taxonomy places the organism in Eukaryota, Metazoa, Chordata, Mammalia, Chiroptera, Rhinolophidae. Gene Ontology annotation, molecular function: transmembrane transporter activity. The transcript is spliced from 12 exons. The record is from RefSeq and is a predicted model, not a curated record. Gene Ontology annotation, biological process: transmembrane transport; monoatomic anion transport. Bases 247 to 1683 code for a protein of 478 amino acids.